This is a messenger RNA of Ipomoea triloba (trilobed morning glory), 3163 nucleotides long. RefSeq names its product pentatricopeptide repeat-containing protein At3g22470, mitochondrial-like. The transcript has 6 exons. Lineage: Eukaryota; Viridiplantae; Streptophyta; Magnoliopsida; Solanales; Convolvulaceae. Bases 258 to 2396 code for a protein of 712 amino acids. The record is from RefSeq and is a predicted model, not a curated record. Gene Ontology annotation, molecular function: protein binding.
UCUAAGCUCUAAAAGCGCGGAUUUUUCUCCGUUACCGCUUAUCUCACUCUACGAACACAAAAACGAGGUCAAUUGAAGCUCCGGAGCUGAACCGCCACUUCUAGGCUUCCAGAUGGUAGAAAGCUAACAGUCCACCGGGGAAGAGCAGCUCGAAGUGGCGGAGAAUGAUUUGGGUAUGAUGUCAUGUGGGCUGCUAUGGGGAGGCCUGUUCUGUUGUGCAAUCACAAUAAUUUCUCUAUAGCUCAAGGUUUUGCUUAAUGGGUCUGUCUAUAUUUCCAAAAAGAUCCUCUUUUUAUUUCAUAUUUGUGGGGUUGCGAGAAUCGGGUGUUUUCGGGAGGAAGAAAAUCGUUGUAGAAAGAGGCUAUUGUCGAAAUUUUGGUGGUGUUUCGUCCGCUUUAGUAUUGGAUGAUUCUGAUUCUUGUUCAAAUGGUGAAAGCAGUGGGGAAUAUGAGCCAAUUGUUCCGAUUAUUUCGAGGAAAAGACUGCAUAGGUGCAAGGAGCUGGGACUAUGUUCUGUUGUUGUGAGGGUGUACAAAUCAUUGAGCUGGGGGGCAGCUAGAGAUAUUAGUUUCGAAAGAGCAAUGGAAAGGUAUGGGCUUUUCCAAUCGAUCACUGCGUUUAAGAUGCUUGUGCAUAUUUUUGCAUAUGUUGGAAUGCAUAUGGAAAUGUAUGCCUUGCUUAAAGAUAUUGUUUUCUAUUUCCAGAAGGCUGAGUUUGAAUUAGAUAAGAUACUCCCGCAUUUGCUGAAUUCAUCUAAUGAUGCAAAAAUAUCAGCUUCGGUGGUUGAUGUUCUUAUCAAGGUUUUUGCUGCGAAUAAAAUGGUUGAAAAUGGAGUCAAUGCAUAUUUCCAUGCUACGAAACUUGGGCUUAAAUUAAGUAAUUUCUCGUGCAACUUCUUAUUGAAGUGCUUGGCAGAGGCGAGCAGGAGGGAACUUCUUCAAGCUUUAUUUGAAGAGAUGAAGCAGUUUGGACCGUCACCCACUGUUUAUACAUACACAAUUAUGGUGAGGUUCUAUUGUACCCAGCAUAAGGUGGAGAUAGAAGAAGCGACCAAUAUAAUGGAGGAAAUGAUUACUAGAGGGAUUAGCCCAUCUGUUGUAACAUAUAGUGUUUAUAUCCAUGGACUAUGUAGAGCUGGACGUGUUGGCAAAGCUUUGAAUUUCAUUCGAGACUUGAGGCGUAGAAAUCAACUACUAAACUCUUAUUGCUAUAAUGCUGUUAUUCAUGGAUUCUGUAAAAAGGGUGAAGUAGUUGAAGCUAUGAAUCUUUUCGAAGAAAUGAAGAGUUGCGGAGUCCCACCAGAUGUAUACAGCUACAGUAUUUUGAUUGAUGGGUUUUCUAAAUGCGGGAAUGUUGAGGAAGGUCUUUGUUUAAUAGAGGAGAUGGAAGCUAGUAACAUAAAACCAUCCCUUGUUAGCUAUAGUCCACUCUUAGAUGGUUUUUGCAGAACGGGACGGAAGGAAAAAUCAAUUUAUCUGUUUUAUAAGUUAGAGGAAUCUGGAUAUAAGCAUGACCGGGGUGCGUACCACAUCUUAAUAAAUGGACUUUGCUUGCAGGGUGAUUUGGUCUCUGCUCAUAAGCUCUUGGAGGAGAUGAUCAGCAAUAACUUGACCCCCAAUAUCUUUACCGUCAAUUCUAUUAUUAAUGGCUACUGUAGUGAAGGGCAUAUAAUGGAAGCUUUGCAGCUCAUUGAUGAGACGAGAGGCCAAGGUGUUAUUCCUAAUCAGCAUACAUACAAUGCAGUAAUUAAAGGGCUGUGCAAAGAAGGUAACUCAGAGAAGGCACUGGAAGUAAUACCGUUAAUGCUUAAGAUGAAUAUAUUGCCUGGUGUUGUACAUUAUAGCACUCUUAUUAAUGGUUUUGCUAAACAGUUAAACUUCCAGAAGGCCUUUCUGCUGUACACAAGAAUGCUAAAAGUUGGGGUUACUCCGGACACAACCCUGUAUACCAUUAUCAUUAAUAUGUUAUGCACAAUGGGCAAGGUGAACGAAGCCUAUAAACUUUUUAGGGAAAUGGCCUGUGAGGGAUUGAAUCCUGACAAUAUCUCUUACACAUCUAUUAUAGCCGGAUUUUGUAGAGUUGGAGAUAUGAACAAAGCAUUGAGAUUGCUUGAAGAGAUGAAACAAAGAGAAAUCUUGCCUUGUGGUGUUACUUAUACUUGUCUAAUAGAUGGGUUUUGCAAGGUCAAUCGUAUCGAUAUGGCCACCUGGUUGCUAGAUGAGAUGAGAAGGCAGAAUGUGUCUCCUGAUAAGGUCACAUAUACUAUUCUGAUAUGUGCGUGCUUCAGACUUGGACAAGUGGGUAGGGCUGAUGAGCUGUUUGACCAAAUGAAGAAGGAAGGCAUUGUUUCGGGUGACUCAUUCAAAGAUGAAAGGCUAAAAACUGGAAGAAGCUAGUUCAACGAUGAUGUAGCAUUUGCUAUUAAGUUCAGUUGAAUUUGGAAGGUGCUUUGUGUACUAGCUGCAAAAGCAUUACCUGGUGCAGCCCGCAUUAAUACCCUUGCCUGUUGAAGAUCAAGGCAUCUAACUGCGGAAACAAAAAUUCAGCUCCGAGAAGUGGUAUUGCUAUUCCACAGCGGCACAGCUACACUGACUUGUUGAUCAAAUGAACAGUGCAUUCGGUUACAUGAAUGGAUACAUCAGCAUAAAGAUGCUAACAGACAAAAACAGAACCAGCAUGUAUUCUUUCUCUUGAACAUCCAGAAAAGGAAAUGUAGAGGCCCAUGAUUUAAAAUAUUACUUGAACCAACUCCCCAUGGAUGGAUAAUAUGUUCCAGGAGAGAUUCUGAAGUUGGUCUAUGGGCAUGUACAAUUUCUUCCCAGAUUGAUCGACUUCGGAUUUCUCCCAUCUCCUCUUCCUUCGCUACUGCUGAUAACAUUUGCAAUCUAUUGAAUGCGACAACGCCGAUUGGCGAUGAUGGGGAAGAAGGAACUGAUGAUUGGGUAGGCUCUGGAUUCUAUGUUGAGUUUAGAGGGAAGGGAUUCUUGAGAGUUUUUGUGAAGUUGAUGAUGAAGAUGGCCAUUAAUGGAAAUGGUAGGAAGGUGGUGAAGAGGAUUAAUGGUGAGAUUAUUGAGAUCUUUGCCAUUUUUUCUCAGCUUUUGAGUGCAGUGUAGUGUAUGAAUACUUUUAUAUCCUUGUGUUUGUUUCACUUUUUGAGUUAAAA